This is a messenger RNA of Cladophialophora immunda, 872 nucleotides long. RefSeq lists its product as uncharacterized. The coding region runs from base 129 to 572 and encodes 147 amino acids. NCBI's taxonomy places the organism in Eukaryota, Fungi, Ascomycota, Eurotiomycetes, Chaetothyriales, Herpotrichiellaceae. The transcript is spliced from 2 exons. The record is from RefSeq and is a predicted model, not a curated record.
CCCAGUCGUAUAUCUUGUGGCCUCUCGCACAUUCCCAUCAGGACCAUUUGCGUGCUAUACUCAUACAGUAAAUCGUAACUAUCAUCGCUCAACCCAACAUUUGAACCUGUGCGACGCAGCAAAAAGACAUGUGUGGCGAUUCUCAUCUUCCUCCAGCUCCCGAGUCUGGCGACCUGAUCGCCGUCAUCCAUCCAAAUCCACAAUCGUCGUUUCGAGGUAGACUGAAACUGUCGAAUCGAGCGCCAGGAGCAACCACAACCACCCUCCAAUGUGCAGGUAGCGGUUCAGACUUCUGGCGGCCGGACGCGCUCUUGAACGUGAGAAUACACAAAUAUGGGCAACCCCUAUCAACACCAUCACAUUCUGGGCUCGACUCGGACUCGGAAGACGAAUAUGACCCGUCCAACCCCGUCUUGUAUUCGUUCUUCGUCGAUACGGCCAGCGAUUCCACAACUGUCGACGUGAGACUCAAUCUCGGUGUCGGCGGAGAUGGGGUUGUGGGACGGACAGUAUCGAUUGUCGAUGGUCGGAGGAGAAAGCUUCUUGGAGAAGGGGUUAUCGGAUGGAGCUGAGUUUCUCGCACAAAUCGUUGUUGUGAAUUUUUGCAGCCUUUGGUGUUCUUCACCUCGCGAGAACAUCUAAUAUUUUGAUAGCAGUUGUGCACAAUGAUUUUUGGCCAGUCUCUAGGUUAGACAUCGCGUGUGAGAUGCCAGAGAACCGACCCUAAAGCAGAUACCCCAUCCAUCCACUGUUGUUCAUGUAAAUAUCAAACAUAUCCAAUUCUUCGGUGCUAAAAUUGAACUGGUCCCAGUUGGUGUUUCCGUAGCUAGCAGCAUCGUACGCGGCGUUCAAGUUCGAGCCAAAUUUGUCCA